GUUACGAUCAUCUAUAUUUCUUCUUUAUCUUUAGUGAUAAUAUUAUGAUAGUUGAUGACCCCUGGAACAACUGGCUGUCUCAUAACGAUAUUGGUCAAGCAAUCGUAAUCUUCUUCUAACAUUUAACAUUAAAAUGCGAAUAGUGCUUUCUUCUCCAUCAAGGUUAUCUGUUAUCGCUGCGCCAGUUAUUAAUUUAAGAAACUCAAGAAAACGAUGUAAAAGUGAUCAUUAUUCGAAUCACUAUAAUGCAGUGCAUCGAUCCGAAGAGAGAAAACGUCGGACUGCUGCUUCUUGAAGACGAGAUGAUAUAAUUCAUACGACUCGAUUAUUCGGCUCGUUAUCAAACGUUAUAAAAUAUCGUGGACUUUCAACUUUUAGUUUAAUAGUGACUGUGGCGUUAUCAUUUUGCCGAAUGUCGAGGGAAGGAGGGAAAAUAAAUAAGCGAGUAAUAAUAAACGGUGCGAUCUCAUUAACUCGUGCUCAGAACGUCUCUCGUGCUUGUGGAGAACCACGCGACUAUUUGUCUCGUCGCGUACACCUUAUCAUCCGUCUUGUAAAUUCAUUCACAUUCGUCUCGUAGCGUGGCUUCUCUCAUUCAAAAAUCUUCUAUCUGAGGAUAACGUAAGCGGUAAUCAGAUAAGUAAGACAUGGUCGUCCCUACAGAGAAUGCCCUUCACGAGGCGAUUCAAGUAGCACCUUUGGUGCUUUCGGACAACGUAAAGCGACAUAAGAUUGAGCAAAAACUGGCACGGCUACAAUUUUCGACUACAAUUGUGAAGAAUAUCCAAGAUGUGUUUGAAUCGGAAAUGAAUAAAGGAAUUCAUCAGCAACCAUCGUCAUUGCAGAUGGAAAAUACUUAUGUUCCAGAACUUCUCGAUGGCACAGAAAAGGGCUUAUAUUUGGCAUUGGAUCUUGGAGGAACGAAUUUCCGAGUUCUUCUUUUAGAAUUGGAUCAUGGUAUACCUAAACGAGAAGAAGUGAAGAAAUAUCACAUUAGCUCUGAUUUGAGAGUUGGUUCGGGGAUUCGUCUGUUUGAUUAUCUAGCGGAAUGCGUUAGUGAUUUCGUCAUUGCACAGGGUCUUCAAGAUGUAGAGCUUCCCCUUGGAUUUACAUUCUCUUUCCCGAUGAUUCAACAUUCAUUAGAUAUUGGAAUAUUAGUGACUUGGACUAAAACUUUCAAUUGUCCCGAUGUUGUUAAUGAAGAUGCCGUGAAAUUAUUGCGCGAAGCUUUGGAUCGUCGAGGAGAUACUAAAGUGAAAGUCGUAGCAAUUUUGAAUGAUACUACAGGAACACUUGUACAAGGAUCAACGUUGGAUCCUGAUACAGCAAUUGGACUUAUAUUAGGUACUGGUAGUAAUGCUUGUUAUAUUGAACGAGCUGAUAGAGUUGAGCACUGGGAGACUGAGAGACAUGGAGAACGUCAAGUUAUUAUCGAUAUUGAAUGGGGUGCAUUUGGAGACAAUGGUGUAUUGGAUUUUAUCAAGACAGAUUUCGAUCGUGAAAAUGAUGCAAAUUCGCUUAUUGUGAAUUCUUUUACGUUUGAAAAAUAUAUUAGUGGAAAAUAUUUGGGCGAGAUUGUAAGAGUGGUACUUGCAAAAUUAUACAAAGAUGGCCUUCUAUUCAUAGGAGAUCAUACACCUGGAUCUCUUUUGGUUCCCGGCAAUCUUACCAGCGAUUUAGUAUCUGAUAUUGAACAAGACUCUGUAGAUGGUGAUUAUAAUAAUACGAAGGAAAUUUUAAUGAAGUUUGGUAUCAUUCCGGAUAAAGAUGACGUAAAAAUUGUACAAUAUGUUUGCGAAGUAGUAUCUAAUCGCGCAGCUCUUCUUGUUUCAAUAUGCCUAGCAGUUUUGUUAAAGCGAAUUGAUAGAAAACAUGUCACAAUCGCUGUAGACGGAUCUCUAUACAAACAUCAUCCUCGACUGGAGACAUGGAUCAAACAGUACAUUCCAUUAUUAGCUCCUGAUCAUAAAUUCAAGAUGAUUCAUGCUGAGGAUGGAAGUGGGAAAGGUGCUGCACUUGUUGCCGCAAUUGCACAAAGACUUCAGAAUAGAUUAGAUUAGUAGUAACAGAAAAUUUCAAAUACGCUGGCGUAUGUUUCUUGUUAGUUGUGUAAAUGAUUUGCACCAGAUCUCUAGUUAAGCAAUUGUUCAGAGUAUAGUAUAAUUUUUAAAUAAUGUACAGUCACAUUCUCUAUGUUAAUAACAUCAUCGUUGUCAUUUUCAAUCUUCCAUAUUCAAAGAGUUUUUAGAUAUAUUUUUAUUCAUAUUUUUAAAGUUAUUGCAUAUAUAAAUUGUUAUAGUGAAAAUAUUCUAAUUGAAAGCAUUUCAUUAUUCACUUUGAAUCAUGUAGUGAUAUUUAAGAAAGAGAUAAAUUUAUAAAUUGUAUUUUUAUGAAAAAAUCUUUAGAAAAUAUAAUUCCUAAAAGGAAUUGAUUUUAUCAUGCGUCUUUGCAUGUUUGUACAUUUUUCUUAAAAUGCUAGAAUUUUACAACGUUUUUGGAAAUCAUAUUCUGAAUGUUUAUGUUCGAAUAUUAGAAAUCAUUCUUUUUACAUUGCUCCUAUAUUCUAAUAUUCGUGUUAUUAUUAAUUAAAUAGUUCUUUUUUAUCAUCGAUACAUAAGAUCAAUUUGAUCUUACUUAUUGAAAAUUUUUUCUCGCAAUUUAGGAAAAGAAAGUAUAUCUCAUAAAUUGAUAUUUAUAAAAUACCAGAAUUUAAUAACUUUUAUAGGAAGUAUUAUCUUAGUCACUGAAUUAUUAUAAAAACUUAUAUAAUUUAAAAGUGUCAAAAAUGGGUCACUUAUUGUUAGUACAUUAUAAUAAAUGUGAUAUGUAUGAGUGUAAUUGUAUAUUGUUUAAAAGAAGAUAUAUUCACAAUUAAUGUUGUGAAAGUGAAUAUAUCUCGAGUAUUGUAUUCACGUUAAGAGCGAAAGAAUCGUGAUAUGGAUCACUAAAUAAAGGCACUGAAAUAAAAAGACAGGAAAAUAAGUACAAAAUAAGAAAAAAAUGGCGUAAGCAUUCGAGAACACAAAUGUUUGUAUAAUAUGUUGUUAUAUCUUGUAAAUUGCGAGGAUAUUCGGUUUUUUGUACUAGCGGAAUGAGAUUAUUAUAAUAAAAUUUGAAGUGAAAAUCAAGAAA
Messenger RNA from Apis florea (little honeybee), 3132 nucleotides. RefSeq names its product hexokinase-2. NCBI's taxonomy places the organism in Eukaryota, Metazoa, Arthropoda, Insecta, Hymenoptera, Apidae. Gene Ontology annotation, molecular function: ATP binding; glucokinase activity; D-glucose binding. Gene Ontology annotation, biological process: glucose 6-phosphate metabolic process; glucose metabolic process; glycolytic process. Gene Ontology annotation, cellular component: mitochondrion; cytosol. The record is from RefSeq and is a predicted model, not a curated record.